Molecule: messenger RNA, 2902 nt
Organism: Heteronotia binoei (common prickly gecko)
Lineage: Eukaryota; Metazoa; Chordata; Lepidosauria; Squamata; Gekkonidae
Product: ephrin-B3-like
Exons: 14
Coding region: 289-2421 (710 amino acids)
Biological process (GO): Cajal body organization; ephrin receptor signaling pathway; axon guidance
Cellular component (GO): plasma membrane; Cajal body
Molecular function (GO): RNA binding; ephrin receptor binding
Source: RefSeq, a predicted model, not a curated record
GAGAGGGGGCGGGGCGCGCGGGUGUCAUGGCUGCCUCCAGGGGUGGCCCCACGCGGGGCUGCUGCCCGCGCCCGCUGAGAGUCUCGCCGGCGCCGGAGAUAUUUCGGUCCUACUUGGUGGUGGCCCCCUGCCCGCUCUUGUGUUGGGAUGCCUAAAACACCUGAUGCUGCUGCCCCUUCACGCUCGAUCCGGAGGUCUGGCUGGAACCCAGGAGGAAGCUUGCAUAAACACUGUCCUGGUAGCACCUCUUAGGACUUGGGUUCGAGGGAACCCGAAGAGGGCUGCGUGAUGGAGCUGGAGGUGCUGCCUGAGAAUCAGGAUGCUCCAGAAGUGGACCAGCCGCCUGACAGCAAUGCGGAAGCAGGAGACGAUUCCGAGCCUGCAGCUAAGGUGCUACAGUUGAACGGAGAUCUGGAGGGCCAGGGAGAGGCAAGAGAGAGCAUCGCAGUACCCGAAGAGCCCCUUCCAGAGGGCGCAUCCUCGCAGCUGGAAGAAGGAACAAGAGAUGAAGGAGGGGAAGUGGCCCUGGAAGGUGGCGAAUAUUAUUUCCCCGCGUACGACUUCUCGGAGCCCCCCCAACUUCUGACCGGUUCGUGGGCGGAGUACGGACACAUCCCCGAGAACUUCUUGAAAGGCUGCAAAUGGGCCCCCGAUGGGACUUGCCUGCUCACCAACAGCGCUGACAACUGCCUGCGGAUUUACAACCUUCCCGAGGAGCUGUACGCGAAAGAGUGGGGAGCGAUUGCAGAAAUGAGUCCUGUGUUGCGCAUGCCAGAAGGAGACACCAUUUAUGACUACUGCUGGUUUCCUCUCAUGAGCUCCUCCGACCCGCAGACGUGUUUCCUGGCCAGCAGCAGCCGCGAUAACCCCAUCCACAUCUGGGAUGCUUUCUGCGGAGACCUGCGGGCCACCUUCCGCCCGUACAACCACUUGGACGAGCUGACUCCGGCCCAUGCCCUGAGCUUCACCCCGGACGGCUCCCAGCUUUUCUGUGGCUUCAACAAGACGGUGCGCGUGUUCGAGACGACCCGCCCAGGCCGGGUGUGUGAGACCAGGCCUACUUUUGAAAAGAAGCAAGGGCAGUGUGGCAUCAUUUCGUGUAUUGCCUUCAGCCCCACCCAGCCGGUCUACGCCUGCGCCUCCUACUCGAAGACGGUUGGCCUCUACUCCCGGGCAGAAGGGGACCCCCUGGCCUUACUGCACGGGCACCGGGGAGGGGUCACACAUGCCCUCUUCUCUCCCGAUGGCUUCUGCCUCUACACCGGAGGCCGCAAGGACUCAGAGAUCCUCUGCUGGGAUCUCCGCCAGCCCGGGGAGGUCGUCUUCUCCAUGUCGCGGACGGUGACCACCAACCAAAGGCUCUACUUUGACUUGGAUCCGAGUGGGCGGUACUUGCUGAGUGGAGACACAGAGGGGCUGGUCACCGUCUGGGACACCUCCCAGCCCCCCAGCGGCGCCCCCCGCCCUGUGCUGAAGCCGGUCCGCCAGUUCCAGGCGCUGCGGGAUUGCGUCAACGGCAUCAGGUUCCAGAACGAGGGGGGUUACGUCCUGUACCCCCAGAUCGGCGACCGCCUGGACCUCAUCUGCCCCCGCUCGGUGCCGCUGGGCCCUUUCUCCACCGAGGACUAUGAGUAUUACAAGCUCUACUUGGUCCAGACGGAGCAGGCGGAACGCUGCGAGAUUCCCCGGACCCCCAACCUGCUGCUGACCUGUGACCGGCCGGAGCAGGACAUGCGCUUUACUAUCAAGUUCCAGGAGUACAGUCCCAACCUCUGGGGUCACGAGUUCAAGACCAACCAGGACUAUUACAUCAUCACGACGUCUGACGGCACCAAGGAAGGGCUGGAGAACGUGAAGGGGGGCGCCUGCCUGUCGAAAGGCAUGAAAGUCGUCUUGAAAGUCGGCCAGCAUCCCAACACGGGCUCGAAAUCCCAGAAGUCAGUUCCAGACACGCCCGCUGAGAAGGAGCGAGGGACGUCAGGUGCUGCUGAGCCCAGCAAGGAGGUGAACCCAGGACCUCCAACUGGAAACACCACAGGCAAAGUGGGGGGAGAGAACGGGCCCCUGCCUCAGUCCAACGUACCUAUCAUCGCCGGGGCCGCCGGGGGAGCUGCCUUCGUCCUGCUGGUGGCGGCCGCCGUGACGGGAGCCCUGUGUUUUCGCCGCCGCCGGGCCAAGCACAGCGAGUCUCACCACCCGCCUUUGUCGCUCAGCACCCUGACCAGCCCCAAGCGGGGGGGCGGGGGCGGCGGGGGCAACAACAACGGCUCCGAGCCCAGCGACAUCAUCAUCCCGCUCAGGACUUCAGACAGCGCCUUCUGCCCCCACUACGAGAAGGUGAGCGGGGACUACGGCCACCCCGUCUACAUCGUCCAAGAGAUGCCGCCGCAAAGCCCGGCCAACAUCUACUACAAAGUAUGAGCGGGAGGGGCAGCUGAGCACCUUCCGCUUGCGUCUCCAGCCCCGAGGUGGGGAGGGGAGAACUCAGCACGGCUGGGGUGGACGGGACGAGCCACCCCACAUCCCUCCCCCCCUCCCCCUAGCCCCGGACGCUUGACAGCGGGGUCAGUGCCUGAGCCGUCCGCCAGCAAUCAGGGGGUUACUGGGACAUGGAUCCUUUUCUCCUGGUGAUCUUCCCCUUUCGAUGGAUUCUGGCCUGGCUAGGAUUGACAGCAGGAGGGAUCUGACCUCCACACUUCCUGGCCCAUCUCACCCCCUCUUUCCCCCUCUUUCUCUCUCUGCCUACAAAAGGGCUGAGCCCCACCCCCACACCUCAGCCCCUCACCCCAAGUCAACUGAUUCCACUGUGGAAUGAGGUAUGGGUGAGGUUAAGAGGGUAACAUACUCCCCGUUUCCGGGCUUCAAGCCUCACAGCGGAAGGGAUCUGUUAGUGGGUGAGCUG